Molecule: messenger RNA, 980 nt
Organism: Paramecium primaurelia
Lineage: Eukaryota; Ciliophora; Oligohymenophorea; Peniculida; Parameciidae
Source: the annotation of a GenBank genome assembly
AUGAAAACAAAAGAAAUAGAGCAAAACAGCAAAGUCAGUAAUACAAAAACUAUGCCAAGUGAUUCAGGAUUAUAUUUACAUAAGAAUACACAUGCCUAAACUUAGAUUAUAACUAAUAAAUCUGCCAUUCAGCUAUAGAACCAAAGAAGUACUACUCCAGGAAAUAGGACAUAAAUUAUUAGAAACGUAAUUUCUUUUCUUAAAUUUCAGUUUUAUUUGCCUGCUCAUAUUUAAAAGGUAAGGGAUGAACUUUUAGUACAAAAAAUUGUUAAUGAGAAGGUAGAGAAAUAUGAAAAUGAAAAGGAAUGGUUCCAAGGUAAAUUAAUUAAGCAGCAUAAAUUUGGUUUUUGCAAAUAUUACUUAAAAAAACAAUAUUAUUAUGAAGGAUAAUUUUCAUGUAGCUUGAAGCAUGGAAAAGGUUUAAUUAUUUAUGAAAAUGGAGAUUAUUAUGUAAAUUAUAUUAUUAAUAUAAGUAAGGAGAGUUUUUCGCUGAUAAAAUUCUAGGGGAUAACGGUAUGUUUAAAGAUUUUGAAGAUGAAUGCAAAAAAAAUACAAAACUUGAAAAAUAAAAACUAGAAUUUCCUAACGGUGCUAUAUACUAAGGUUAAGUUCUUGAUGGGAAAAGACAUGGUAAAGGUGUCUAUACUUGGAAGGAUGGUACUAAAUAUGAAGGAUAAUUUGAAAAUGAUUAAUUUAAUGGAUUUGGAAUAAUGGAAUUUGCAGAUAGUAGUAAAUUUAAAGGAGAAUGGGUAAAUGGAGAAAUGGAAGGAUUUGGACAUUUUGUAUGGCCAAAUUCUGAAGAAUAUAAGGGUUUUUAUAAAUAAAGCAAAAAAAAUGGUUUUGGAGUAUUUAAAUAUAAAAGUGGUAUUGUUUAUUUUGGAGAUUUUCUAAAUGGAUUGAAUCAUGGUGAUGCAGUGCUUAAGUAAAUAAAUAGCAAACCCAAAAUUUCUAAAUGGUAGGAUGGUAAAUAAAUUGAAUGA